Gasterosteus aculeatus aculeatus (three-spined stickleback) is the source of this 3357-nucleotide messenger RNA. Lineage: Eukaryota; Metazoa; Chordata; Actinopteri; Perciformes; Gasterosteidae. The record is from RefSeq and is a predicted model, not a curated record.
GGGGGGGGGAGAGAGAGAGCUGCCGCGGAAAUGGAGUUGAACCUCCAAAACAACAAAGUGUCGCACGGAGUUUGAGCCAAAGGCAGCAGGACGAGGGGAAGACGGAGGGGGACUCAUGGGUCCCCGUUGAAUGCGAGGGAAGGAGGGGAAUAAAGAAGCGAAGGGAUCGAGGAGAAAGAUGAAGCUGCUGAAGCCGAGCUGGGUGAGCCACAACGGCAAACCCAUCUUCUCGGUGGACAUCCACCCCGAUGGGACAAAAUUUGCAACCGGCGGGCAAGGAGAGGAUUCCGGCAAGGUGAUGAUCUGGAACACGCCGGUCCUCAGAGACGAGGACGAGAAGAACGAGAGUAUUCAGAUGCUUUGCCAGAUGGACAAUCACCUCGCGUGUGUGAACUGUGUGCGCUGGUCCAACAACGGGCUGUACCUGGCGUCGGGGGGGGACGACAAGCUGGUCAUGGUGUGGAAGAGGGCUGCUUUCAUCGGGCCGAGCACCGUGUUCGGGUCGAGCAGCAAGCUGGCCAACGUGGAGCAGUGGAGGUGUGUCACCAUCCUGAGGAACCACACUGGAGAUGUGAUGGACGUGGCCUGGUCCCCUCAUGACGUGUGGCUGGCCUCCUGCAGCGUGGACAACACCAUCGUCAUCUGGAACGCCCGCAAGUUUCCAGAGAUGGUGACCUGUCUGCGGGGACACACGGGGCUGGUCAAAGGUCUGACGUGGGACCCGGUGGGGAAGUACGUCGCCUCGCAGGCGGACGACCACAGCCUGCGAGUGUGGAGGACGGUGGACUGGCAGAUGGAGUCCAACAUCACCAAACCCUUCAACGAGUGCGGGGGGACGACCCACGUCCUGCGUCUGUCCUGGUCCCCUGACGGGCAGUACCUGGUGUCGGCCCACGCCAUGAACAACUCGGGGCCCACCGCCCAGAUCGUGGAGCGGGACGGCUGGAAGACCAACAUGGACUUUGUGGGACACCGCAAGGCCGUGACCGUGGUGAAAUUCAACCCAAAGAUCUUCAAGAAGAAGCAGAAGAACGGCAGCGCCCCCAAACCCGGCUGCCCGUACUGCUGCUGCGCCGUCGGCAGCAAGGACCGCUCGCUCUCCGUCUGGCUGACCUCCCUGAAACGCCCCCUGGUGGUCAUCCACGACCUGUUCGACAAAUCCAUCAUGGACAUUUCCUGGACUCUGACGGGUCUGGGCAUGUUGGUGUGUUCGAUGGACGGCACGGUGGCCUACCUGGACUUCUCUCUGGACGAGCUGGGAGACCCUCUGAACGAGGAGGAGAAGGUCAGACCCUCCUCAUCCUCUUCCCUGUGUGGAAUGAACAGGCCCAGAUGUUUGUCGGUGAGGUACGAACAGGCCCAGAUGUUUGUCGGUGAGGUACGAACAGGCCCAGAUGUUUGUGCGGUGAGGUAUGAACAGGCCCAGAUGUUUCCACAGCUGAAGCAGAUGUCUUUGCAGAACCUUCUGAAGAAGCAGGUGGAGACGAGGACCCCCGACGGCCGGAGGCGGAUCACGCCGCUCUGCAUCGCUCAGCUGGACACGGGCGACUUCUCCCCGGCGCUCUUCAACAGCGCCCCCAUCCUGCCCUCGGGCUCCUCCAUGUCCAACCAGCUCACCUCCCAGCUCAGCUCCGACUCCUCCCCGGGCCCCUCCUCCUCCCUGGGGCUGAGGCCCGGCCACGACCCCAUGCUCACCUCGCCUCCGGCCGGCGCCGCUAAGGGCCCAGAGGACAACCGCGAGGGAGUGAAGUCCGGCCUGCUGCUCACCUCCGCCUCCAAGAUGGAGCCCAUGAAGGCUCUGGACUCCAGGUUCACGGAGAGGUCAAAGGCCACGCCGGGGGUCACCGCCGCUAUCACCUCAAUCACUGGCCUGCUGCCUCUGGACAGGCUAAAGGACGGCGUCCCCGGCCCGAAGGACGCGAAGAGCAAAGAGGACAGCAGCAGCGACAGCGAGGACAAGAUGGCCUCCAUCAACAAGAACCUGUCCUUCAGCAAGAGGAAGCCCGAGCUGCUGAUGGAGGGAGGGGAGGGGGUGGUGGAGAAGAGGAGGAAGGGACGGCCCAGGAAGGACAAGAUGGCCGUCCCCAGCGCCCAGCCCUUCCCUCAGGCCACUCCCCCAGCGGAGCAGCACAGCCGGGUGGCUCCGCCCCCCACAGCUGCUCUCAAACUACCCACACCGAGCAUCAAGAAGGCCUUCAGUCUGCAGGUGAGCGCUGAGCCGCCGGUGUUCCUGGAGGUGGAGAACGAGGUGUCGCUGGUCGCCGGGUCCAAGCUCAGCCAGCUGCGCUGCUCCAGGGACGGACGGGAGUGGAACACGCUGCUGCCCAGCUCAGUGGUCACGGCAGCAGGGAGCAGCGACGUCCUCGCCGUGGCCUGCCAGGACAGGAUGUUGUCGGUCUUCUCGUCUUGUGGGCGGCGGCUCCUCCCGGCCAUCCAGCUGGCCACGCCCACCUCGGCCCUGCACUGCUCCGCCCACUUCGUCAUGGCGCUGACGGCCGGAGCGACGCUGUCCGUCUGGGACGUUCAGAAGCAAAAAGCUCUGGUGAAGAACGAGUCUCUGCUGAGCAUCUUAUCAGGUGCCGACGCCACGGUGUCCCAGUCGCUGCUGACCCAGCAGGGGGUCCCGGUCAUCGGCCUGUCCAACGGAAAGUCCUACUGCUUCAGCUCCUCGCUGGAGACAUGGACUCUGGUAGCAGACAAAGGAGACUCCAUGGUCCAGUGUGCCGACUUCAGGAGCUGCCUGCCUACCCACGAUGCACCUGUGUCCUCGGGACCACUGGCUGUUAUGCAGGGACGCAACCUCAACGCCGGGCGGCUGGCGUCCCGCCUCUCCUCCACCCCCCACCACCUACAGCAGAGCAUGACGCUGGCCUUCCUGGAGAACCAGCUGACGUCGGCUCUGACGCUGCAGUCGGCGGCGGAAUACCGUCACUGGCUGCUCAUUUACGCCCGCUUCCUCGUCAGCGAAGCUCUAAAGAAUCGUCUCCGAGAACUAUGCAAGGAGCUGCUGAGUCCCGUCAACAAAUCAGCCGCCACGGCGUGGGAGCCCAGCACGCUGGGCCUGCGGAAGCGCGAGCUGCUGCGGGAGGUCUUACCCGUCAUGGUGGAGAACCUGAGGUUCCAGAGACUGUUCACCGAGUACCAGGACCAGCUGGAGCUGCUGCGCACCAAAUAACACACACACACACAGCUGGACUCAUUGUGAACUCUGACCCCUCGUGUCCUCAAUGGGGCGAAAUACAACAACACACACAAUGCUGCUGUUGUUGUUGUGAUGAACUUUGAGACAGUCGCUUCUCAGAGGGAAGAAGUGGUUGUUCUUCUUAUUUCAAUCUCACUUUGGGGUGAAAGAAUUAA